Prunus armeniaca (apricot) is the source of this 192-nucleotide messenger RNA. Lineage: Eukaryota; Viridiplantae; Streptophyta; Magnoliopsida; Rosales; Rosaceae. The record is from the annotation of a GenBank genome assembly.
AUGUCGUUGCAUGGAAUGGCAUGGGCUGUCAGGCCUUGUCGUUGCCACCCCUACACUGGUGCCACACAGGCCUGCUGGGCCGCCGGUUCCGAUCGGUUGUGGGGCCCAUUGAACAGAAAGGAGGUUAAGAACAACCCCGAUAUAGUUUUGGCAGUGCAUCGUAUGUUUUCGUUUUCGUUCCUUUCCGCCUAG